Aphis gossypii (cotton aphid) is the source of this 2123-nucleotide messenger RNA. RefSeq names its product protein henna. Gene Ontology annotation, molecular function: iron ion binding; phenylalanine 4-monooxygenase activity. The transcript has 8 exons. The coding region runs from base 2 to 1480 and encodes 492 amino acids. The record is from RefSeq and is a predicted model, not a curated record. Gene Ontology annotation, biological process: L-tyrosine biosynthetic process. Lineage: Eukaryota; Metazoa; Arthropoda; Insecta; Hemiptera; Aphididae.
AAUGUUUAAAUGUUUAUAUAUUAGCUUUAACAUAUUUCAAAGCAUUAUCUGUUCGUCAUUUGAGUGGAUAGGUUUUAGACGUUUGUGUUUAAAGAUUUAUAAUAGUACUUUUCUAUCAUACACAAUGAACGGAAAUGCAGUAAUAGAAAAUAACAUAAGGGCAUCUACGUUGCGCAAAGGAUCAUACAUAGCUCCUCUUGAUGAAGAAUCUAUCACGCUAAUAUUUUCACCAGGAAAUGACAGCGUUGGAACUCUAGCCAAGGCAUUAAAACUCUUCAAGGAAUACAAUGUUAACUUGUUGCACAUCGAAUCCCGGUCGUCGGACAGGAUACCGGACCAGUAUGAGUUUUUCGUCGAAUGUGCGCCCGGCGGUAACGUGCCAAAGGUGGUGGAAAUAUUGAAGGACACGAUGACGUACUGUUCGGUGGUAUCUAGGAACAACCUCAACGACAGCAAAGUGAAAGACAAAUAUGUACCGUGGUUUCCGUUGCGAAUUCGAGAUCUGGACAAGUACGCCAAUCAGAUUCUAUCACAUGGAGCCGAACUGAAUGCCGAUCAUCCUGGAUUUACAGAUCCUGUGUACAGGAUGAGAAGGAAGUAUUUGGCAGACACCGCAUUGAAUUAUAGACAUGGAGAUCCGUUACCUCAUAUAGAAUACACCCAACAAGAAGUAGAAACAUGGGGCACGGUGUUCAGGGAACUAACUAAAUUGUAUCCGACACAUGCGUGCAGUGAAUAUAAUCACUUAUUUCCUCUUUUCGUUGAAAAUUGUGGUUAUAGAGAGGACUGCAUACCACAAUUCGAAGAUAUUUCCAAUUUUCUUAAGGAUAGUACCGGAUUCACUUUGAGGCCUGUUGGUGGGCUUCUUUCUUCAAGAGAUUUCUUAGCCGGACUAGCUUUCAGGGUAUUUCAUUCCACACAGUACAUCAGACAUCACAGUCGGCCACUGUACACCCCUGAACCGGACAUUUGCCAUGAACUGUUGGGCCACGUACCUUUGUUUGCUAAUCCAGCUUUUGCACAAUUCUCUCAAGAAAUUGGACUAGCGUCGCUUGGCGCCCCAGACGAUUACGUUAAAAAAUUGGCCACGUGUUAUUGGUUCACUGUCGAGUUCGGAUUGUGCCGUCAGAACGGCGAGCUAAAAGCGUACGGCGCCGGACUACUGUCGUCGAUCGGCGAACUCCGAUACUCGCUAUCGGGCAAACCCGAGUUGAAGCCGUUCGAUCCCGAAGUGACCGGCGAGCAAGACUACCCAAUCACCGAAUACCAGCCCACGUAUUUCGUGGCCGAGAGCUUCGACGACGUCAAAGACAAACUCAUAAAAUUUGCCAAGACGAUACCGAAACAAUUCGGAAUCCGGUACAACCCGUACACGCAGAGCGUACAGGUGCUGGACUCGAAACUGCAACUGCAGGAGUUGGCCAACAACAUCAGCAACGAGUUGCAGAUAUUGCGUUACACGCUCAACAAGAUGGAUUGAACACACUCAACUGCAUCUCCAUCACCCGUGUAUAUAUUAUAAUAAUAGUUUAGCGUCCCAUUAUUAUUAUUGUUGUUGUUGAUGUUAUUAUGUCGACGUUGCUGUUUUUUUGUCGUACUUACAGCGUAUAAUUAUAUUGUCAGAUCUUUAUUAUCUCUAUCGCGUUGUACGUUGUCCGUUUACACUAACGCGCGGCAACAGGUAUCCGUCGGAAAAGCCUCAUUUCCACAGCUCCGGCGGCGGCGUCGGUAAACCUACCGCGCGUUACGCAAUCGCCCAACGCGCGAGUUACAACAGUUAAUUGGGUCCAAUUUCCACCUGUUAUAAUAUUGCGCAACUCAAAACAACCCUUGACUAAUUUUGUUUAAUGAAACCGAACGAGCGCAAUGUUUUCACGACAAAAAACAUUCCUUCACGCUACAAAAACCUAGUUUUAGCGAAAUACGCGCACACACACACAUUGUACACACAACGUCUGUACGUUACUGUGUUUAGUUUUGUUAUUGUGCCUAUUCGUAUAAUAUGAUGGAAUAACAAUUUAUAUCAAGACAGCGCGUAUAAUAACGUGUUAUAUUUUUAUUUACAUUACAAAAUAUUGUAUAACAUAUAUUAUAAUAAUAUUAUUAUUCUUUUGUGAUGCAAA